AUGCCUUCGGAACAAGGACACCGCCUUUACGUCAAGGGACGCCACCUGAGCUUCCAGCGUGGAAAGCACACCCUCACCCCCAACACCAGCUUGGUCAAGAUUGAGGGUGUUGAUGACACCAAGUCCGCCAAGUUCUACCUUGGCAAGAAGGUCGCUUUCGUUUACCGGGCCAAGCGUGAGGUCCGCGGCUCCAACAUUCGUGUGAUCUGGGGCAAGGUCACCCGGCCGCACGGCAACUCCGGUGUUGUGCGCGCCAAGUUCCGCAACAACCUCCCCCCCCAAGUCCCUCGGCGCUACCGUCCGCGUUAUGCUCUACCCCUCCAACAUCUAAACGGCUUCUCUGUGUUGUUUUUAGUGGGCGAUUCCCUUCUUCGCGCAGACGGUCGGUCAGGCAAGGAAAAGUCGACGGAACGAGCCGGUGUUGAUUUGAGGUGA
Penicillium bovifimosum is the source of this 435-nucleotide messenger RNA. Its product is annotated as 60S ribosomal eL33 domain-containing protein. Gene Ontology annotation, molecular function: structural constituent of ribosome. NCBI's taxonomy places the organism in Eukaryota, Fungi, Ascomycota, Eurotiomycetes, Eurotiales, Aspergillaceae. Bases 1 to 435 code for a protein of 144 amino acids. The transcript is spliced from 5 exons. Gene Ontology annotation, cellular component: ribosome; cytosolic large ribosomal subunit. The record is from RefSeq and is a predicted model, not a curated record. Gene Ontology annotation, biological process: cytoplasmic translation; ribosomal large subunit biogenesis.